Magnolia sinica is the source of this 1356-nucleotide messenger RNA. RefSeq names its product protein FEZ-like. The coding region runs from base 29 to 1201 and encodes 390 amino acids. The record is from RefSeq and is a predicted model, not a curated record. NCBI's taxonomy places the organism in Eukaryota, Viridiplantae, Streptophyta, Magnoliopsida, Magnoliales, Magnoliaceae. Gene Ontology annotation, biological process: regulation of DNA-templated transcription. Gene Ontology annotation, molecular function: DNA binding. The transcript has 3 exons.
UUCUUUUUUCUCUUAGAAAGGGGGAGUUAUGGAUGAAAAGAAUGAUGUGGACAAGGGAGGUGAAGUGAUGCUGCCUGGGUUCCGAUUCCAUCCGACAGAUGAGGAGCUUGUUGGUUUCUAUCUGAUAAGAAAGAUUCAGCAGAAGCCUCUGUCUAUUGAAAUUAUCAAACAGCUUGACAUCUACAAGUACCACCCGUGGGAUCUUCCAAAAGAGCUAGCGACUACUGGGGAGAAGGAAUGGUAUUUCUACUGUCCUAGGGAACGGAAAUAUAGGAACAGCACGAGGCCAAACAGAGUGACCGGGGGUGGAUUUUGGAAAGCUACUGGAACAGACAGACCCAUCUAUUCCUCAGAAGGAACCAAGUGCAUAGGCCUGAAGAAAUCCCUGGUCUUCUACAAAGGAAGAGCUGCCAAAGGGAUCAAAACCGACUGGAUGAUGCAUGAAUUUAGGCUGCCUUCUAUCACUGAUUCAACUCCAACUAAAAGGCCCAUCGAUAAGAACCUUCCCGCCAAUGAUUCAUGGGCAAUUUGUAGGAUUUUCAAGAAAACCAGCUCCAUGGCCCAAAGAGCUCUCUCCAAUACAUGGGUAUCUCCGUUGUCAGAAAACACCAGUUUCGACCCAUAUGCUCACGCAGUACACGGGACCCAAUUCACUUCAAAGAACAGCAUAUCUAGCACCAGCCAAGCCGGAUCAGCAUUGCAGUUCAGUUGUAAAAGCGAAUUGCAGCAGACCUUGACUACCGCUUUCUCUCCCCUAGAUGUUCUCUCCUACAAACACAUCAAUCCUACAGUCUGCAAGCCACCUCUACUUCCCAUUUCAAACAUGGAGUUCCCCACCAGCCUUUUGUUCCCCCCACCUGAAAUGCUAGGACCAACAAAGUGUACCGUCGAAAUUGCUUCCAUGCUUCAAAACAUGUCCCCUGCAAUAUUUGGGGAUGUCAACAGGGCCUCUACGAAUAUAGACUUUGGGACACAGCAGUUUAACAGCUACAAUGCCAAUCUACAGCAGGACACAAAAACGAACAUAGAUAAUGCAGACUAUCAUGAAAAUAAGGAGUGGGAAACCACAAGAACAGUUGGUUUUCCCUUCAAUGUUCCUCCAAAUCCAUCAGAUGAAUGGAAAUCCAAUCUGUCAUGGGAUUCUCCCCUUUGUCCGAGUGAGAUGUCCACAAGUUAUUCGAUAACCAAAUGCCACACUUGAUGAACUCAAACAUACUGGAAGUACUUCUCUUUGCCUAGUAUCGAGUAAGUCAGAGUUCAUUGGGAUUCUUCUCCAUGUAUAGUGGUACAUCAUUUCCAUAUUGCAACGUUUGUGAGAAGAAUUGCGAACAGAAAAAUGAGCUUUCAGUUAGGUUA